Choloepus didactylus (southern two-toed sloth) is the source of this 2365-nucleotide messenger RNA. It is a transcript of the gene RNFT2, whose product is annotated as ring finger protein, transmembrane 2. Bases 305 to 1522 code for a protein of 405 amino acids. Gene Ontology annotation, molecular function: ubiquitin protein ligase activity. The transcript is spliced from 11 exons. Gene Ontology annotation, biological process: positive regulation of ERAD pathway. Lineage: Eukaryota; Metazoa; Chordata; Mammalia; Pilosa; Megalonychidae. The record is from RefSeq and is a predicted model, not a curated record.
CAGGUGCUAGUUCUGGGUCUGGUAACCCUGAGAGAAAACCCAACCCGAGGCCGGAAGCGCUCGGAAGUCAUGUGCUGACAGGACCUGGCGAGUGAUUGGCUUGGCCAGACGUGAGGGAUGCCGCUGUGAUUGCUGAAUUGUCUGGGCAGGGUCCGGAGUCUCUUGUAAGCUUCCCUGACUUUUGCUUCCCUCUGAAGAGGAAGAGGAGGGGCAGCCCUACUCUCUCUGGGAUCGGGUGGUCACAUCCCCUUCAGGAGCCCUGAGUGCCCACCUUGGGUGUCGUCAACAUGGAGUUCUGAAGUCCAUGUGGCUCCUCACAGUGAACCAGGUGUUAAGGAAAAUGCAGAGACGCCACAGCAGCAACACGGAUAACGGUCCACCUGAAAGAACUCGCAGCCAAGUACUCAGCUCCGAGGCGAGUGUGGAUGAAGGCGGCGUCUUUGAAAGCCUGAAGGCAGAAACCGCCUCUCCGCCGGCGCUCUUCUCCGGCCUCACGGGUCUCCCGACAGGCAGCAUUCCCGCCAACCCGUUUCCUUCCAGCCUGGUCCUGGGGUCCUCGGCCAGCGGCGGGGACGUGUUCAUCCAGAUGGCGGCCUCCCGGGAGGAAGGCGGAGGCCGGGGCGAGGGGGUUGCGUACCACCACCGCCAGCCGCCGCACCACUUCCACCACGGCGCCCACCGCGGGGGCUCCCUGCUGCAGCACGUGGGCGGGGAUCACCGCGGACACGCCGACGAGGGGGGCGACGAGCAGCCCGGGACCCCGGCCCCGGCCCUGUCGGAGCUGAAGGCAGUGGUCUGCUGGCUCCAGAAGGGGCUCCCCUUCAUCCUGAUCCUCCUAGCCAAAGUCUGCUUCCAGCAUAAGCUGGGCAUCGCCGUGUGCAUUGGGAUGGCCAGCACCUUUGCCUACGCCAACUCCACGCUCCGAGAGCAGGUCUCGCUGAAGGAGAAGAGGUCGGUGCUGGUCAUCUUGUGGAUCUUAGCCUUUCUGGCGGGUAAUACCCUGUAUGUGCUCUACACAUUCAGUUCCCAGCAGCUGUACAACAGCCUCAUAUUCCUGAAGCCCAACCUGGAGACACUGGACUUCUUUGACCUGCUGUGGAUUGUGGGAAUCGCUGACUUCGUGCUGAAGUACAUUACCAUCGCCCUCAAGUGCCUCGUUGUGGCCCUGCCCAAGAUCAUCCUGGCUGUGAAGUCCAAGGGAAAGUUCUAUCUGGUCAUCGAGGAGCUGAGCCAGCUGUUCCGAUCCCUUGUCCCCAUCCAGCUGUGGUACAAAUACAUCAUGGGUGAUGACUCCUCCAAUAGCUACUUCCUGGGAGGGGUCCUGAUCAUUCUCUACAGCCUCUGCAAGUCAUUCGACAUCUGUGGCCGUGUGGGCGGAGUUAGGAAAGCCCUGAAGCUUCUCUGCACUUCUCAGAAUUAUGGAGUCCGGGCCACUGGGCAGCAGUGCACAGAAGCGGGUGACAUCUGCGCCAUCUGCCAGGCCGAGUUCCGAGAGCCUCUGAUCCUCAUGUGCCAGUAUUAGCUGUGGGUCACCAUCGCUUGGCAGUAAGUGCUGGUCAGUCCCUUUAACUCCCUCGAUGCGUCCCUUCUCCUUCCCGACGUCAGGAGCAAAUGCAGGUGGGGCGAGGGCACGCAGGUACUGUCCCCUCCUCUGGAAGCUCAUGGUCUCCUGGGGGAGAGAGACACAUACAUAAAUAACUAUGAAACAAGACAGGCGGUGAGAAGUGCUGGGUGAGGAAGAUUCACACAGUGUCCCGGGGGACUGCGGCAGAGAGCGAUGAAUUCCGGGUUGGGAAGGAUUGGAGGAGGCAGAAGAAAAGGAGGCCAGAAGGAAUGAGAGAGUGUUUGCACCCCCCUCCCACCUCCAUAUCUUCUCAAGAGGGUUCUUUUUAGCAUCAGCAAAUUUUCGUGGUUGUUAAUGUUUUGGAAUUUUAUGGGAUUGUUUUUAAAUUUAAAUUUUAUUUAUUUUUACAUUGGUAAUAUAUUUGCAUGAUUCAAAAUACAAAAAGGAGAGAUUUAGGAGACUUGAUGAUUAAAUGCAGUGUGGGAGCCUGGAUCAGCUCUUGGAACAGAGAAAGGACAUUUAGUGGAAAAACGGGUGAAAUCCAAAGUCUGGAAUUUAGUUAAUAGUAAUGCAUUAAUGUGGAUUUCUUAGUUUUGACAAAUGUUCUCCAGUAAUGCAAGAUGAUAACAUGAGGGGAAACUGAAACUGGAUGGAAAGAAUUGGGGGCACUCUGUACUGACUUUGCAACUUUCCUGUAAGCCUAAAAUUAUUGUAAAACAAAAAGUUUAUUAAAAAGUUUAAGCUACCAAAGGGAGAAUAGUGAUAACUUCCCACCCUUGUACCCUAGUUAUCCACACAGGC